This is a messenger RNA of Onychostoma macrolepis, 1266 nucleotides long. RefSeq names its product hyaluronan and proteoglycan link protein 2 (gene hapln2). Gene Ontology annotation, biological process: cell adhesion. NCBI's taxonomy places the organism in Eukaryota, Metazoa, Chordata, Actinopteri, Cypriniformes, Cyprinidae. The record is from RefSeq and is a predicted model, not a curated record. Bases 112 to 1170 code for a protein of 352 amino acids. The transcript is spliced from 7 exons. Gene Ontology annotation, molecular function: hyaluronic acid binding.
CGAUCGGUGUGUUUCUCCACUGCAACCAGAGCAGAAGAAAAGACGAUUGCUGUCAUGGACUUUUUCUGGAUGUCCCUUUUAAAUUAAGGAAGAGGCUGAAGACUAAGGGAAAUGGUGAAAUCCACAAUGAACUUUAUUGCUGUGUUAGUGAUUUCAGCCUGUUUCUUCUCUUGGACCUCUGCAAAAUACCACCAAAAUAAUCAAGACAAGGACAAAGAGCUAAAAUACCUCUUGGAACCUCUGGUAUAUGCUGAGGUCACUGCUCGCCGUGGACACGCAGUCGUUUUGCCCUGUGUGAUGAGGUUCAAACCAUCGCACUACAGAGUAAAGUGGACCAAAAUCGAGCCCCCAAGUCAAGGAGUGGAAAACAUAGUGCUUAUAACAAACGGACAUGCAGAUAAGCAGUAUGGCUCAGUCGGGCACCGGGCAUCUCUCUUUCGUGCACAUAACCUGGAUGUUUCUCUCCGUCUAACUAACCUGGAGCUGGAAGAUGAUGGCAGCUACCGCUGUGAACUGAUCAAUGGAAUUGAGGAUGAAAGUGUCGUUAUUACUCUGAGGAUUGAAGGUGUUGUAUUUCCUUAUCAGAGCCACCAUGGUCGGUACAGAUUUACAUUCUUUGAUGCUAAAGAAGCUUGUGCUAAAGAGGACGCAACACUUGCCACUUACAAGCAGCUUUACAGGGCCUGGACUGAAGGGUUGGACUGGUGCAAUGCUGGAUGGCUGAGUGAUGGAACUGUCAAUUACCCAGUCCUGCAACCACGGCCGGCCUGUGGAGGGGAUCUUCUAUCAGGCAUCCGAAGUUACGGACCCCGUCACAAGACACAGGACCACUACGAUGCUUUCUGCUUCACCUCAGCCACUAAGGGCUCUGUGUUCUUCAUUGCGGGGCCUUUCAAUUUUGCCGAGGCUGAGCGUGCCUGUAGACGGGAUGGUAACAGUCUAGCGAAGGUUGGUCAGAUCUACUCAUCUUGGAAGUUUCAGCAGCUUGACCACUGUGAUGGAGGCUGGCUGCAGGAUGGCAGUGUACGAUUCCCCAUUAUCCACCCGAGGGAGCGUUGCGGAGGGAUUGCAGAACCGGGGGUUCGUAGCUUUGGGUAUCCCAGCAAAAGUUUGCAGCUUUACGGGGCUUAUUGCUACAGUAGAGGUCAGACACACCUGCUGCAGGACUGAGGAUGGCAGAAGAUGACAAGACAAAGAAGCAGAUGGCACGCAGCAGUAUAUGCAGGAACAUCGCUGAUCUGAGACCGAACAGAAGGAGAGAGUGAG